AUGUCUUCUGUGUUGCCUACUGUUGUUUUCCUUCAGAUGAUAAAACAAAUACUGGGGCCUUUAAAGCAUUGUUUGUUUUCUCUGAACCUCACGGCCUCGGUGGAAAUGAAGCAGGUUGAUGCAACACAUGGCCAAGAGUAACUGUGAAAAAUUCUGCGAGCCAUAUCUCCACACACCCAACCGCUCGAGGUGAGUGUUAAGUCUAAAGUAACACCAGCACCAGCCUUUACUGUACAUAAUAUUAUGUAUAUGUUUGACGCUGCAUCAUAAUUAUGUAACCCUCAGCAUACUGGAUACUGUUAAGGUGGAAUAAUUUGAGUGAUGGAAGGUGGAGAAGCCAUAAAACAUCUCCGGCUCAAGCUGUUUUAAUUGCAAAGGAAUAGUGGAUUCGUGAAGAGGAGAAUAAAUAACGUCGUUUCUUUUGAUGUUGAAUCCGGUGAGACCGAUGCGGACACUCGGGAUCGGGUUGGAGAUGCGGAGAAUAAUUUGCCACAGAUUCCUCUGCAUAGUGGAGGCACUAUCACAGACCACGUGAGAGGAAUAUUCAAUGACGGUCCCCGACAGACCGGUUCAUCUCCGCUGCUGACAUGGACUCUUGGACACUCUAUACUCCCAGCUUCCCAGAAACGGACGUAGAGGGAGGGCGAUACUCUGUCUGAAUGUAACCUUUGGUCUUUUUUUUUUCUUUUUUGCCGUUUUCUGUUCUUUUUUUCUUCAGUUCUUUUCUUCUUUGAUUUUUUUUUUCUCCUCCUCCUCCUCCUCUUUUCUCUUCUCCUCUCCUCCACAAGUCUUAACAGUUGUAGAGGAGGAGGGGGGUGAUGGCUUGGCCGUGCAUCAGCAGAGUGUGCUGCCUGGCUCGCUUCUGGAACCAGUUCGACAAAUCGGACCUUUCCGUCCCGCUCACCAUCCAGAACUACUCGGACAUCGCCGCCGAGCAGGAGGUGCGGUCCGUCACCAAACAGGUCUCCGCCUCGGAGCGCGCGCCCGGGAAUAACUACUCGACCCCGGACCCGCGCGGCGCCGGCUCCUCUCUGGCGCCCGCGGAUGGCCCGGGGACCCGAGGAUCGUUCAGGGCGAGAAAGGAGCCCAGCUACAAACCCCGGGAGGACUACCACCCGCCCGGAGUGCCUUUCCCCAGCGUCACCCAGUACAAGCAGGAUUUCAAACCCUGGCCCAUUCCCAGGAAGGAGAAUUUCCCUUGGAUUAGUAACGGGGGGAGCAGGGCGGACAGUGUUACGGACAGCCCGGUCAACAGUAGUUACCAUGGCCAGGCACAGCCGGGGGAGAGGGGUCAGAGGUGGGGGGAGCAGCAGGUGACGGAGGAGAGCAAAACCAGCUCCUACAGGCAAGAAUACAGGCCGUGGACGGGGGUGAAACCAGCCAAAAGCGCGAGGAAAAAUCCUCCAGCUCAAUACUCCAGCCCGGGGACAGAGGCCACCCACAUCCCACGUGAGACCAGCUACCAGGCGGCCUACAGCGGGGACGUCCACAGGUCCACGGGGCCCCAUCAGGGGGAGCACAUCAUCCCGUCUGCUGCCUCCAACGUACAACCACCUGCUGUCCCCCAGCCCAUCCCCACUGCCCUGCAGGCUGCAACUUCACCCAGCCCCUCCGGCCUCCAGCAGAGCGUCCCGCCUGAGAGAACCGAGCUCAGUGGAACGUCCAAGGGAGAGGAACAUCUGGUGAGGACCAAGCUCCCGCCGAACCCGUCUGCUGUCUUUCAAAGUGGAUCAAGGGUCUUCAACAUCUGAGGGCUGCUCCGAUCUCCAGCCAUUCCACUUUGGUCGGUUUCAGUUUUAAGGAAUCAACAGGGGAAUGUUUUCAGUCCAUUCCACAACACAAGAAUCUAUGCAAGGGAAUGUAUUGUUGUGAAGCCUGUGGAGCUGCAGCGUCAAUAUCCCAAAUGGAGACAGAUAGAUAGAUAGAUAGAUAGAUAGAUAGAUAGAUAGAUAGAUAGAUAGAUAGAUAGAUAGAUGCCCUCCCUUUUACACUCCUCCUUGCCCCCUGUUGCUAUGGAAAUGAAUAUGCAUGAAACAAAAUAGUUUUGAAGCAAGCAUCUUUUUUUUUCUUCUUUUUUUUUGGCGGUUAUAGAUGCACAAGAAACUGGCUGCUGUGUGUGUUUGUAUGUGUGAGUUUGUGUGUGUGCACCUGCUGAUUUUGUCCUUUUAUUGUACAAAAUGUUGAGUCUGCUCCAAUAAUGAAUGACAAGGUGUUUGCUUAGAGUAAUUUGUUGCCCUUUGGUGUUGCUAGAAAUCUGCUUGAAAAUAAGUUAUUUCCUCAGUAUUCAAUUAGUUUACUAUUUUGACAAAGUAUUGUCCGGUCUCUUAUUUUGUAAAUUUAUUGUUAAAGAAAAAGAGGAAAUAUAUAGUGUAAGUGAAAUGACAAUAAAAGAAUAUUAGGUUCUUAGCACUUUC
Messenger RNA from Lates calcarifer (barramundi perch), 2414 nucleotides. It is a transcript of the gene map6d1, whose product is annotated as MAP6 domain containing 1. The record is from RefSeq and is a predicted model, not a curated record. Gene Ontology annotation, cellular component: cis-Golgi network; microtubule; Golgi-associated vesicle. Gene Ontology annotation, biological process: regulation of microtubule cytoskeleton organization; cytoskeleton-dependent intracellular transport; microtubule cytoskeleton organization. The coding region runs from base 819 to 1751 and encodes 310 amino acids. Gene Ontology annotation, molecular function: calmodulin binding; microtubule binding. The transcript is spliced from 3 exons. Lineage: Eukaryota; Metazoa; Chordata; Actinopteri; Centropomidae.